Cylindrotheca closterium is the source of this 393-nucleotide messenger RNA. Lineage: Eukaryota; Bacillariophyta; Bacillariophyceae; Bacillariales; Bacillariaceae. The record is from the annotation of a GenBank genome assembly.
AUGAAAAGACUCCAAGUCUUGUUGUAUCAAGCCAUCAAGAAAAGGAUUGACACGCGAAGAAAGGGAGCACAGUUACAAGGGAACCAUAAGUACAAGCGUUCCAUCCAAGAACGCAUGCACAAUUUGGCAUUCCAGCAGCAAGUCGGAAACACAAACAAAGGCAAAUAUGACGCCGACGAAGCGUUGGUAGUUGCUCGUGUUAUUCAACAGAUACGUGAUGGUGUCAACGAUGGUAUCAAUGGGCAAGACGGAGUCUCGUUCAUUCAGCAAUACUAUCUGAAUAAAGGACUGAAGAUAUUCAAGGAGCAAGGUAAAGAGGCGGCCAUGAAAGAACUUGACCAACUGAUCAAGCGCAGUUGCUGGACACCUAUCAGUAUUGAGAAACUAAAGUAA